This is a messenger RNA of Penicillium maclennaniae, 1713 nucleotides long. RefSeq names its product glycoside hydrolase family 71 protein. Lineage: Eukaryota; Fungi; Ascomycota; Eurotiomycetes; Eurotiales; Aspergillaceae. The transcript has 2 exons. The record is from RefSeq and is a predicted model, not a curated record. Gene Ontology annotation, molecular function: glucan endo-1,3-alpha-glucosidase activity. Gene Ontology annotation, biological process: mating projection tip cell wall disassembly. Bases 1 to 1713 code for a protein of 570 amino acids.
AUGGAGUUGACAGUAGUCUCCAUACGGAGGCAUCUGAUCAUUCUGCUUCAGAUCUUGUAUUUGCCCUCUCGUGCCUCUGCAAAGGCCGUGUUUGCUCAUUUUAUGAUGGCGAACGCCGCGCAAUAUGAAGUUGACGACUUUAGGAAUGACAUCUCGCUUGCCAAAGACAGCCAUGUUGAUGCGUUUGCGCUCAACAUGGCGUAUGGAGUUUCCACGAGUGAGCAGGCAGUUGCCAAUGUCUUCAACGCGGCGGAGUCUCUAGGAUUUCAGCUGUUCUUCUCCUUCGACUACGCGGGCAAUGGAUCUUGGCCACAGUCUGAUGUGAUUGCGUUCCUGCAGAAAUAUUCAUCUAGUUCCGCCCAUUACAAAUACAACGGAAAGCCGUUCGUUUCGACUUUUGAAGGGCCCGAUCAUGCCGAUGACUGGAUCGAGAUCAAGAAAAAGACUGGAUGUUUCUUUGUGCCCGACUGGUCAUCAAUAGGCGCACAAGCCGCCCUUAGGCUGGCAGAUGGUGUUGUGGAUGGGUUGUUCUCAUGGGCAGCCUGGCCUACGGAUGGUCAGCCAAUGGACACCUACAUUGAUGCCUCGUAUCUGGAUAACUUGAACGGGAAGCCAUAUCUCAUGCCAGCAUCGCCGUGGUUUUACGCCGAUAUGCCUGGCUAUGACAAAAAUUGGGCCUACCAUGGCGAUGACCUCUGGUAUUCUAGGUGGGUGGAGGUUGCUUUCCUCGAGCCUGAGUGGGUUGAGAUUAUCUCCUGGAACGAUUAUGGAGAGUCACAUUACGUUGGGCCCUUGAAUGAGAAAGGAUACGGGGUUUUCACCACGGGAAAAGCGCCUUACAAUUACGCGCAAAAUAUGCCACACGACGGUUGGAGACUUCAACUUCCAUACGUAAUCGAUUUGUACAAAAAUGGAACAGCAUCGAUGACAGAGGAGAAUCUAGUCGUUUGGUACCGGACUCAACCUGGCAGCGCUUGCCCUGACAGCCAGGAGCAGAAUAAAGAUCGGUCUUUCAAAGACAAAAUAUUCUUCUCAGCGCUUCUACGUUCCAACGCUUCGGUCCAAGUGAGCAUUGACGGCAUCGAAGAGGAUGCGUUGUGGGAGUUCGAGCCAAAUGGUGGCAUCGGUAUCUAUCACGGCAAUUUCGACUUCGACCAUGACCAUCUAGGAACGACUAUUGUCACAAUUUCGCGCGAUGGAAAGGAGAUAGUACAUAUCGAUGGGCGGGCCAUCACUGAUAAAUGCACUGACGGUUUCGCCAAUUUCAACGCAUGGGUGGGAAGUGCGACUUCAGGAACUACCUUCCGUCCAGUUGCCCCGAAGCUUCCACUCUCGAAACAGGUCUGUGUCGAUGGAGCAGGCUCCACGAACUUUACAGAUCUUUGCAAAUUCACUUGUCGUUACGGAUACUGUCCUAUCGACACUUGUUAUUGUACUGCAAUGGGGACCCAGAAGAGACGACCAAAGCCCACGUACGAAAAGGGAAGCCCCAAAGAUGGCGAUCAAAGUUACUCAGGCUUGUGUUCUUUUGCUUGCUACUACGGAUUCUGCCCCGAGAAAAAGUGCUCUGGAAACCAGACGGCGACACAUUCGCAUCCACAUUCCGCUCCACAUGCUAGCAAUGGUUCCAAGCGGCUCGUAACCUCCAUACGCGCUGGUUUUGAUCUUGGUCUCUUUAUAUUUGCUGGAUUAUUAUUCGAUAUCUAUCUUUAA